This is a messenger RNA of Cloeon dipterum, 1109 nucleotides long. RefSeq lists its product as uncharacterized. The record is from RefSeq and is a predicted model, not a curated record. The transcript has 6 exons. Bases 169 to 831 code for a protein of 220 amino acids. NCBI's taxonomy places the organism in Eukaryota, Metazoa, Arthropoda, Insecta, Ephemeroptera, Baetidae.
CACUCCGCUCACUCCACUCGCAGCACUCACACACAGAACGCUGAAGUUGUUAGGCGAGCUCACACUUUCGCGUAUACGUGACCUUAGCUGUCAAGCGGUUGUAUUCCUCCUCGACCGGCGAGAGGAUCCUCUGACUGAAGAAGACACAACAACUCUUCAGCUGAAAACAUGGUUUGCCUGCUGCCAAGACUGUGUGGAGUUAGGACCCACAAAUGGGCUUUCAUUAUUUGCAUCAUCGAUCUGGCAUUGCACAUUUUAUUGUUGACGAUAUGCGUCAAGUAUAUCGCUGCAUUCGCGGAAGAGAUGAAAAAUAGUGAGGAAACAGUCUCUUUGAAGAGUAGCGGAGAACAGCAGCAGUCAAGUGAAAACGAUUACGGAGACACAAUCAGGUCAAAUGGAACCUUGGAAAACUUGAGCGAGCGAGUGGUCGAGUUGUUAGAGUCAUUGGGCGAAUCUUGGGAUUUGGGGGAGAAGUUUUUGUUUUAUUUGGCGAUCGUCGGAGCUGUGUAUGAACUGUUUUGCAUCCCAUCGAUUCUUUGUCUCGCCGCCGGACUUUGCUGUAGAACUGCGUAUAUGAGUGUGCCGUGGCUGGUGAAAACUGUGGUGGAGAUCGGCGUGGUUAUAUUCCUGAUUGUUUACGUUCAGGCGGAGGAGCCGAUCGUCCUCGCCAUACUGCUCGCCUAUCUCGGACACGAGUUGCUGGGAGCCUUUUUGGUGCUCAGUGGCGUCAGCACCAUGAAUGGCUCUAUGGACAUGACAGAAGACAUGAACGGGGAGCCUGCUGAGACUGAGUUGAAACUUCUAAGUGGAAGCCGCCACGAGCCAGUUUGAACCAAAACGCCGCAGAGACGCGACAAGUCAUUCGCAAUCGAAAAUAAUAUACACGCGCAUCUUCGUCAACAAUCACGAAUACUGCAUCAAAGACUGUUUCGGAAAGUGUUCUGUGUCAUUAAUUUUAAUUUAGAAAAAUGUGCUGUCCUGAUUGAUGAUGGAGUAUAUUUUUAAUUAAUUAUUUGUUUUUGCGCGUAUUGAGAAAAAAUUAAAAAGAAAUGUAGUAAUUAAGUGUUACUCAGUUAAUAAAUCAAUGGAUUGAUAGAAUAAGAUUAUAA